AUGGACCCCGCCGUCCACCGCCGUAUCGAGCUCCAAUCUCCCGAGGACCUAACCUACCUCAUCAACAACGUACGGCGCGCCGCCGCAGACAGCAUCAACGCCGCCUUCCCUCCGGUCGAGGGUACCGCUGCAGAUGAAGACGAACUCAGGUCACAGAUUGAACAGCUUGUCGAAGACUACAUCCGCCGCACCUUCACCCUAGCCUUCCCCAACCUCUCCAUCAACGGUCUUCCUAUCACCAACCCCUCCGUCUACCUCUCCCCGUCCCCCGGUGGUCCCUCAGACCCCAACGAACCCCUCUACGAAUACGAACCCUUCGAUUCCUCCAAACGCGAGCGUAUCGAGUCCCUCAUUGCGCAAGAAGAGGACCUCCUUCGCACCAUCGCCUCCCUGAAACGUCGCGCGCCCCAGGCGGCGUCCGCCCGCUGGGCGGAGGCAUCGUUGGCAGGGAUUCAGGGCGAUGAGGAGUUGAGUAGAAAGGUGUGUGAGCGGGUUGAGAGGGAGGGGGAGCAGGCAGGGAGGAAGGUGUUGGAAGGGUUGGGGGAGCUGGAGAGGCAGGUGGAGGUGGAAGGGAGGUAUCGCGAGGCGGUUGAGACGCUAGGAAGGUUGAAGAGGGAGAUGGGGAAUGCGGUGGCCAAGAUGGAGAGGGCGAGGGUUGCAGCCGGGUAUGUUACAGGCGAGGGGAAGGGGGGGAAGUAA
Molecule: messenger RNA, 699 nt
Organism: Thermochaetoides thermophila DSM 1495
Lineage: Eukaryota; Fungi; Ascomycota; Sordariomycetes; Sordariales; Chaetomiaceae
Exons: 2
Coding region: 1-699 (232 amino acids)
Biological process (GO): mitotic sister chromatid segregation
Cellular component (GO): MIS12/MIND type complex; kinetochore
Source: RefSeq, a predicted model, not a curated record